AUGAAGGGUAAAGCUAAGGCUAAUAGGGAUGAUCCCUUUGUGGAGAAUGCCCACAUUUUUGAGGAUCAUGACAGCUCUGAUUCUGAUGAGGAUUCUUCUAAUCUUCCUCUGAAAAAGAAAUUGAGGGUUAAUGAUAAAGCUAAAGAAGACAUUGAAGAGAAUGUUGGUUCUGAGCAGGAGCAGGAGAAAGAGGUGGAAGAAGAGACGGAGAACGAGCAAGAGGAGGGUGAGGGUGAGGAAGGGGAUGAGCAGAGAGAAGAGGAUGUUGAAGAGUCAGAGGCGAAGGAUAAUCCCUAUAUUUUGGAUAACAAGGAUGAUGUUCAACAUAACAGGAAGGAGAGAAACCCUAGGUCUGAGGACUUUGCCCCAGAUUUGGAGAACACGAAAUCCAUUCUGAAUGCUGCUAGAAAUUGCACCCUGGAAAUGUUCAAUUUCCAAAAAUGGGAUAAGCAGAAUAAAGAAAUUGUGGUUAUUGAUGAUGAGCCGGCUUCUAGUUCUGUUCUACACUCUUCCAGACGCAGAACCAGGCAAAGUGCAAGUGAGCUAGAGCUGAAGACUAAAGGCAAUCAACAGAUGCAGGAAAAUAAAGACCUGAAAGAGACAACUAAUGCGAUGAUGAUGCUGGUCAAGGAUGCAUAA
Messenger RNA from Cryptomeria japonica (Japanese cedar), 639 nucleotides. RefSeq lists its product as uncharacterized. Lineage: Eukaryota; Viridiplantae; Streptophyta; Pinopsida; Cupressales; Cupressaceae. Bases 1 to 639 code for a protein of 212 amino acids. The record is from RefSeq and is a predicted model, not a curated record. The transcript is spliced from 2 exons.